AUGAGAUUUGUCAUUAUCGUGGCGGCGCUUAUUCACCUGUCAGCUGCCGGCGCCGCUGGCGCGUCGGUUGGCAGGUGUUGCCUGAAAGGUGAAAUUCUUGUGCUAAACGACGCCGAAUUGAAGUGCCGUCGACCAACGAACAAUCAGCUGCAACAGCGCCGGCUUUUUGACGCCUCGCGAGACGACCAGGCAAAUGGACUGCCUCGCUGCGGCAAGCACGGUCACCUGCGGCAAAUCCUGGUCGACGACGUGGCACUGAACGAAGUGGCAGCAGAUGCGUGCUUAGAGUUAUUCCACGACCGGGCGUCGAGUCUGAGUUUCCCAGUGGUCGUACAUUGUUGGCCGCAGCCGCCGCCGCCAACGAUCAGGCGGAUCCAGCACUCGCGGGUCAUUCUGCAAGCGGGUUCGAGGUCGGCGCCGAGGAUCGUCCAGCUGCGCAAGUGCUGCCCCGGGAGUGCGGCCUACGACCCCGAGCGCAAGCUCUGCUACGAGGCGAGCGGCGCGGAUUUCCGGGCGCUCUUCGACAGGCUGCCCUCGCUAGACUUUGUCGAUGUUCACGUGCACGGGCCGCCCCGCUGCCACGGCGCCGUACUCGCCGACUUCAGGGUCGAGCAGCUUUAUCAUUCCGGCACAGACACCACCAGCGUGAUCACCAUCGGCAUAACACAGAGGGGAUCACUGGUGAACGUAACGCUCAGCGCGGACACAAGCUGCUUGGACAGUCACGGCGACCAGCUGACGGUGAGGCUGUGCCGCGAAUCGGACUACUGCGAGGAGAACGUCUGCAUAAGGAAAUGCUGCGACGAGGGCGUGGAAGAAAAGAGGUGUGCAGCUGCGGCUUCCACUUUAGAAAACUUCAGCUACGCGCUCGCCAAUAUUAAAAAUUAUGGAUUGCUCAUGGGCAUUCCCUGCGAGCUAGUUUAUGAUCCGGACGAGGAAAUCGAAACUUGGUGGCUGGACGGCAUGGGAAAUGUCAACAUGGAAGACAACGAAGAUUCUUUCGUAGAGAUUUUUACUCACAUGAAUUCUUGCCUAGAAUACGAACGGGACGAGAGAGGGUUCAGUCCCAUGCUAUGCCUUCCGGAAGAUGCAGUGGACCACACACCCCCAGAAAAGUGGACAAUAGGCGGGAGUUUGCAGACAAUAAGCUGCUUCUUCCUGCUUCUAACGUUCACGGUUUACUGCUGCCUGCCGACGUUGCAAAACCUACACGGCAAAACGUUGAUGUGCCACGUGGCGAGUCUGUGCGUCGCUUACGCAAUUUUGGCCGUCACCGAGUUCACCACCAAUUCGUUCGGCAUCUGGGAGGACGGCAUUCACGACGUCGCGUGCAUAGUCAUGGGUUACGUACUGCUAUUGGCCUUUCUUUCCGCAUUUUUCUGGCUUAACGUCAUGUGUUUCGACAUCUGGUGGACCUUUCUGUACGUUAGCAUGCACAUUUUUGAUCUGCAAGAAACUGAGGAAUACAAUGCUCUUUGGCUCUCGACGAUUCCGCUGUUUGUAUGUUCAAACUCUGCUUGUAAACACCCGUCGGAAAUAGCUCCCCCCAACACGUGCUCCUAUACACGCGCGCGUGCACGCAUACAAACACAGGGAAAAGAGAGUAGCAUCAGGGAGGCUAAGCGCCACCGACAGACAAGCAGGUUCUUGGCCUACUGCGCAUACGCCUGGGGAUCCGCGCUCUGCCUCGUCGUCCUCUUGCUUAGCCUUGAUCUCGCUGGCGCUGUGAAGGAUGUCGUCGGCAAACAGAGAUGCUGGCUCGAGCAACACUCCACAGUACACGUCGUCUUCUUCUUGCUGCCGGUCAAUCUGACGGUGGUAGCAAAUCUGGCCUUCUUCGUCGUGACCGCGCGGAGGUGCAGCAAGGUGAAGGCAGAAAUCAGUCGCGUCAUGGCCAACGAUAAGUCUGCCAAGAACUUCCGAUCCGACAGGUCCAGGCUGAUGAUGAACGCGAAGCUGUUCGUGGUGAUGGGCAUCCCUUAUCUGUUCGAGAACCUCGAGGCGCUCCUGGAGCACUACAAUCUGAUGCCUGACUGGUCGAGAGAGGUGCUGUACGCGGUGGACGUGAUCACGUCUCUGCAAGGGGUCUGGAUCUUCAUCCUGUUCGUACUGAAGAGCAAGGUGUACGAGGCGUUGUGCAGGCGCGUCAGUUCGAGUCCGGCCAUGCACAAGAGCAGGACAGGCAACACGCUGUCGGUGAACAACAACGCCAAUCAACUGCGGCUUCGCAGCAGCGCGAGCAACACUUCCGUAACCUCGUGCUACCUCGCGAACUAGCGCGAGUGGUCGCCUGGACUAGAGGCGCGACCUGCGAUCGUGGGAGGCUCUCCCGCCGAAUCGUUGUAUAAUUUAACGCUGAGUCUCCUGCUCGAAAGGAGAGACUACUCUUGCGCCUUGUUUUUGACACCUCUCUUCCCUUGUUCUUCCUUCGCUGCGUUGCUUCUCGUUAAUUAUCUCGGUUGUGCAACGCUUCUUUCUUCGACGACGACGAGACGAGGCUAAUGGAUUUCUCUGAGAGUUAAUUCUUUACUGGAAAGGCGAAGAGGCGCCGGGGUAUGGGCUUUGCAACGCUAUCCCUUUUGCCGUUGCCUCUGUCUCAGGAAGCGUGACGCAAACGCGCGAACGGCCAUUGUGAUGCGUGUCGAUUGGAAAAG
Molecule: messenger RNA, 2654 nt
Organism: Phymastichus coffea
Lineage: Eukaryota; Metazoa; Arthropoda; Insecta; Hymenoptera; Eulophidae
Exons: 9
Coding region: 1-2277 (758 amino acids)
Source: RefSeq, a predicted model, not a curated record